AGAUUCCUUACACCAAGAAAGGGUUUAUUUGCAUCCCGAGGUGUGAAACUCAGGUUGGAAGCACAGUCAGGGGCAGAUGGAACACUCAGCCUGGGGACAGGGUGAGAAGCAACGCCCAUGUGCUGGGAGCCAUGCAGGCCCACUCGCUCCUAUCCUGGCCGAUCCCAUCACUGUGCUCCAUCCCCAGGGCUCUCCAGGCUCUGCUGUGCAGUACUGCAGGGAUGGCACCUGUGAGACCUCAGCUGCCCUGUCCCUGCCCCAGUCCCAUCCCCAUGGGUCAUCCUGACCCAAAAGCGCAUUGUAUCUGGAGAUAAGCAGCCGGCUGGCAGGGAGCCUGUGGUUCUGGGAACGAUCCCUCCUCUUGUUCUCUGCCUGCUCCCCACCAGCUGUGCUGCAGCACCCCUGGCAGCUCCACCGGAGACUUUAAACCCAGUACUGCCUCAGCUGUGAGCAUGCAGCAUCCCCGCAGCACCGUGUGCUUGGGGCUUUGCCUCCUCCUGGGGCUGCUCCUCAGCACAGAGCCGAGCACUGCACUGGGGGAGGAAGAUGCCCACCCCGGCGUCUGCCCCCAGCCCUCAUCUCAGCCUCAGCGCACGCCAUGUCCCAGCGCCUGUGGUGAUGACAGAGGGUGCCCGCAGGACCUGAAGUGCUGCUUCACCACCUGCGGCUUCAUCUGCGUGACACCGCUGGGGAACGGCAGCAGCGACUUCCCUCCUCCUGGAGAAGUGGACUGGAGCCUCAGCCAGGCUGAGAGCACACACCAGGGGGAGCUGCAAAAACCAGGUCUGUGUCCCCGGGACUUCACACGCUGCCUCCAGCAGGAGCCCCCGCUCUGCACCAAUGACUCAACAUGUCCCGGUUGGCUCAAGUGCUGUUCCCACAAGUGCCGCCUCCGCUGCACACCCCCGGCAGAAGACAUCUGCCACCUCCCCGCUGUGCCGGGGCCCUGCGGCGGCCACGAGCUGAGCUUCUUCUACAACGUCACCUCUGGGCAAUGUGAGACCUUCCCGUACAGCGGCUGCGGGGGCAAUGCCAACCGCUUUGGGACAUGGGCAGCGUGCCGCCGGGUGUGCCUGGGACAUGAGAAACCCAAAACUGGAGAGUGUCCCACAAUGCUGCUGGAGCUGGAGGGGCCGUGCCAGCAGGAGUGCAAUGGUGAUGGCGACUGCCCCGAUGAGCUGAAGUGCUGCAACAGCAGCUGCGGCCUGCAGUGCCUGCCUGCAGCACCAGCACGUGAGAGCAGUGGGACGGGGUGGGAUGUGGAUCACAGGCAGGGCUGUGGCCUGGGGACCAGGGGUGCCCACAGUGCCCAUCACAGGCAGAGAAAGGCUGGGAUGGGAGCAGUGCACACAGCAACAAGGACGUGGUGGGGACAAUGAAGACACCCUACAGUGGUCAUCCUGCUCUCACCUCCAACACAAUGACCCCACCAUCCAAGCUCUGCUCUGCAGUGCAGAUACUGCCAGCUCUGCCCCUGCCACAUGGAGACACAGCAAUGGCAGAGCUGCCACCCUGGGAGGAAAGAGGGGCCCCAACAUGGAGGGAUGCAGUGUUGGAUCAGGCAAUGUAACCCUGCUGAUGUGUGCUGGGCUGUGUCCCCAUGGGACCACUGCACUGCAUUCCACACCAUGCCCUGCAGGGAAGGAUGGCUUCUGCCCAGCCAACGCCGGGCUGUUCCCCAGCUAUGACUGCAGAGAAUGGUGCCGGUGUGACGCUGACUGCCCCGGAGAGGAGAAGUGCUGCCUGCAAGGCUGUGACUAUGUGUGCCUGCGUCCAGACCAAGGUUGGAGCCACUGAGCACCUUACCCCCCAGGGCAUCUCUGGUCAUGCCCAGCCACCCCCAGCUGCACAUCUCCUGCCUUCCAGAGAAACCAGGGAUCUGCCCCCUGUCUGAGCAGGCAGAGGAGUCCAGGUGCCAGGAGCUCUGUGCAGGAGAUGGGCAGUGCCCAGGGGACGAGAAGUGCUGCAGCAGCCGAUGUGGCCACGUCUGCAUGGCCCCAGAGCCAGACAAACCUGGGCAGUGCCCAAAGGUGAGGCCACAGCUGACAUCGGAGCCAUGCACGGAGGAUGAUGAUGACUGCCUGCAUGACCGGGACUGCCCCCGGCAGGAGAAGUGCUGCUUUUCUGGCUGUGCCAUGCGCUGCUCCCGCCCAGCCAGAGAGCAUCCCGGGUGGUGCCCCCGGGCAGAGCCGUGCUGGGACCCCUGGCACCGACAUAGGAACCAGUGCCUGGAUGACAGCGUGUGCAGGCGGGAUGAGAAGUGCUGCAACACAGGCUGCACUUGGGCCUGCAUGGCUGUACCUGUUAUGGCCCCGUAUCCACCCAUUCCCUUGUCCAUAGUGCCUUCUCCCCCUUUUACCCAAGUAACAAGCAUGCCCAGACCCAGAUCAGCACCAGGUGAGUGUCCUCUCCUGACACAGAGCGUGAUAUCACCAUUGUGCCACAUCAAAGCAUCGGACUCUGCCUUCAGGGUGAGGGUACCCAAAGGGAUGAGGAGCAGAAGGGACCUCUCACCAGACCUGGCCAUGCCAAACUGCUGCAGUGCCAGCAGCACUUGUGUAUGAGCAUGGCCUCUGCUCCACACUCCCAUCAGUCAGGGCUCCCUAGAAGUACAUUUCCCUUUCAGGUGCUGCAUGAUGGGAGAACAGCAUCUCUAUGUCAGGAAGGUGCCUUCAUCUGGGGACAUGGGGCAGUCAUCGACCUGAGCUGGCCUGUCUCCUUCUCACCAUCACCAGCAAUAAAGAAAGUGAACACCA
Coturnix japonica (Japanese quail) is the source of this 2756-nucleotide messenger RNA. NCBI's taxonomy places the organism in Eukaryota, Metazoa, Chordata, Aves, Galliformes, Phasianidae. The record is from RefSeq and is a predicted model, not a curated record.